This is a messenger RNA of Malania oleifera, 2508 nucleotides long. Its product is annotated as organic cation/carnitine transporter 7. The transcript is spliced from 6 exons. Gene Ontology annotation, cellular component: membrane. The record is from RefSeq and is a predicted model, not a curated record. Gene Ontology annotation, molecular function: transmembrane transporter activity. Gene Ontology annotation, biological process: transmembrane transport. NCBI's taxonomy places the organism in Eukaryota, Viridiplantae, Streptophyta, Magnoliopsida, Santalales, Ximeniaceae. Bases 340 to 1686 code for a protein of 448 amino acids.
AAUGUCAGGGCAGUAUCCGGGCGUGGCGCAUUCCUUGGCACUGGGAAAUGUCCUCGGAAAAGUCAGAUAUCAGACAAAAGCCGAGACAUGCGAAGGGGUCAGAGAGGCUAAUGCGAAGAUUUCCUGAUGAUUACAUAAACCGAAGACUUGCAGAUGGUACGUGGCGCUCUAAGCAUUGCAAGGAGCAAAGCCAGGAACUGUUGCGUGGAUCGAAGACGAAGAGAGAGGCAAAGCCGAUGACUCGCCAUCACCGUCGUCGCCGCGGUCGCCAUUGUUAGUCUACCAUACCAGUUCGAAGGGGGAUCUACCGCGCAUUCGUUGUUUCUUUCAAGCUAACAGAUGGAAGAUGGGAGCUCAAGAUACACAGUUGAUGAAGCACUCUUGGCCGUGGGGUUUGGAAAUUUCCAGAUUCUUGUUCUUGCUUAUGCAGGGAUGGGUUGGGUUUCAGAAGCAAUGGAAAUGAUGCUUCUUUCAUUUGUUGGACCGGCAGUUCAGUCAGAGUGGGGGCUUUCUUCUCAAGAAGAGAGCCUAAUAACCAGUGUGGUUUUUGUAGGCAUGCUAAUUGGGGCAUAUUCAUGGGGCAUUGUUUCAGAUUACUAUGGACGACGGAGAGGAUUCCUCAUAACAGCCAUGGUUACUGCUGGAGCUGGUUUCUUAAGUGCGGUUGCCCCAAAUUAUAUUACAUUGAUUUUUCUUCGUUGUUUGGUCGGUAUUGGUCUUGGAGGCGGCCCUGUACUCUCCUCUUGGUUUUUGGAGUUCAUUCCUGCCCCAAACAGGGGCUUUUGGAUGGUUGUUUUUUCUGCUUUCUGGACCCUUGGCACAAUUCUUGAGGCUUCACUUGCAUGGUUUGUGAUGCCAACAUUUGGUUGGAGGUGGUUACUUGCACUGUCCGCCAUCCCUUCAUCAUUUCUCCUUAUAUUUUAUUUUGCGACACCUGAAUCACCAAGGUAUUUAUGCUUGAAAGGUAGAACAACUGAUGCAGUUAGAGUUUUAGAGAAAGUAGCAAGUGUCAACCGAACAAAAAUCCCUUCUGGCAUUCUUGUUUCUGAUCAACAAAUUGAGCUGCAUGGAAGGUGUAUUUCAUCAGAAGAUGCACAUUUGCUGUCACCAAGAACAAAUGAAAGCUCUGUCAUUGAGGUUGCAGAUUCUGAUAUUGGAGGCUUAUCAUCAUUGUCGAUGAUCUUUUCAGGAAAAUUAGUUAAGUCAACCCUGCUUUUAUGGGUGGUAUUUUUUGGAAAUGCAUUUUCAUAUUAUGGCCUUGUUUUGCUGACCACUGAGUUGAGUAACAGCCAUAAUAAAUGUGUGCCAAAGGAGUUGCAGUCAGAAAAGUCCCAAGAUGUUAGCUAUAGAGAUGUUUUCAUCACUAGUUUUGCAGAGUUCCCUGGGCUCCUCUUAUCAGCUGCCAUGGUGGAUAAACUUGGUCGUAAGUUGUCAAUGUCGGCAAUGUUCUUUCUGUGUUGCAUGUUUCUACUUCCUUUGGUCUUUCACCUGCCUGCGAGUUGGACAACCGGUCUUCUGUUUGGAGCACGAAUAUGCAUUACAUCAACCUUCACAGUGGUUUAUAUAUAUGCUCCAGAGAAAAGACCUCAUAAAGCAGAAAAUAACUACCAGCAUUACCAGAUUCAGAUAAGCUGCUUUUUAUUUAUUUUUUAUUAUUAUUUUUUCCUCCUCGAAAACAAAGAAUAGAAAACAAAUUCAAGCAUUUGAUUCAAAUGGUACACAACUGGUCAUUUUUAGCGGACAAAGUUUAACCUGGAGGCAAUUUUUCUGCAGAAAUAGGGGCUAUACCUCCAAAAAAAUCAUCCAAGCAUGGUUAAAUGUUUGGUUUAGACCUUGACGUUUGCUAUAUCUUUUAUUAAACCCUGUGCGCAAUCUUCAGUUGACUGCUUCUGCCAGGUACUAAUUGUGUUCUAAUUUUCAAUUGUAGAUAUACCCAACAUCAAUCAGAACCACUGGUGUGGGAAUUGCAAGCUCAGUGGGAAGAAUUGGGGGAAUGGUAUGUCCUCUUGUGGCUGUAGGUUUGGUACAUGGGUGUCAUCAAAUUGCAUCGAUUGUGCUCUUUGAGAUUGUUAUCUUCGCUUCUGGGAUUUGCACACUGCUCUUCCCGUUUGAAACGAAGGGAUGUGAAUUAACUGAUCAAGUGCCUGAUUCAAAGACGAUUAAAGGGCUUGUACAACUUCAACAAUAGUAUGAGUAUGUGGGGCUUUGCAUCUGAAGUUAGAUAAAACAAUUCACUGAUAGAAAUAUAAACAGAAACAACUAGAAAUACAAACACAACUCCGCCUUUCGGCCCCAGGGUCAGCCGUUUAAUCUCUUUAAGAAUUUUUUUACACAAUCACAAUGUUGCACGUGUUUUUAUGUACUCGUGCUCAUUUGUAUGUAUUCAUCCACGGAGUGGUCUGAAGAAUUCAUAAUUAAGCACUUGUUGUAAUUCAAUCUCAUUUGUAAUUUGACAGCGAGCUUGUAAAACUACUGAUUUCUGAAUCUUACUAUACAUUUCAUUUCAAA